Molecule: messenger RNA, 10694 nt
Organism: Porites lobata
Lineage: Eukaryota; Metazoa; Cnidaria; Anthozoa; Scleractinia; Poritidae
Source: the annotation of a GenBank genome assembly
AUCCAAGAUGGCGUCCUUGCGAACAGUUCCAGAGAGACUUUUGAGGCCUGCUGCACGAUCAGUUUCUGCCGGAGGACGAGGGUUUCUUUCUCCCAGGACGUCUCUAGGUAAACCAAGAAUGUAUCGGGCAGCGCUUUGCAAGGAACUCGGCAAACCGCUUGUAGUUCAAGAGGUCCCUGCCACCGAGAACUUGAAGUCAACGCAGGUUUGCUUUUAAAAAUAACUUUUGAAUCCACUAGAGACGAUAAAAAAAUUGAAAAUUUUUAGGUGGGUUACUUGGUAUCCCCGGCUUCUGUGGAAAAAAGUUACCUUUGCGUAAAACACCUUAAUCUCUUCAAUAUAUAUGGAGCAAGCCCUUGUCUCAAACAAUUACAAAGCGCUUCAAAAAGGUCAGACUUCUCUCUAAUUAGCGCCCCUCCCCCCAAAUGUCACGUUUUAAACUGUUGCGCUAACAAUCACUUUAUGUAAAAAAUACUUUGAAAAAAACUGUAGUAAGUGUGAGAUAAAGCCUGGUUCUCAUUGUAUUCCGCCACCCUACUUACGAUAUAGCCACUGGUACCAGCCAUGAUACUUUCUCACAUUAGAGAACAUAGCAGACAUGGCAGGUCUUGACCCCUGGCCUGCCUGCAUAGUUGAAGUCAACUCAACUUGGCAGGCAGGCCAGCUGUAGAGACUGUUGUUACUCCUGUUUUCAUCCCAUUAUUUUAGAUGGUACCAGCAGUUAUAUUACAGGUAGGUUGGAGGCGGCAUUUGUAACUGAAAACCAGGCUUUAGGGAAAGAUAAAAUGAGUUUGGAAAACCAUAGACUGAGCUGGGGCAGAUCCAGAAAAUUCAGAAAGAGGGGGUGAGACUGACUUUCCGGUUAGACAUUUACUGUUUACGCACAUGGAGUAAUAACCCAUUUGUUCCUGGUUGAGCACUUUUCUAGUCAUUGUCUGGCUAUAGAAAGCUAAAACUUACCACAAAGCUGUUUUCGGGUCUUACACUUGGGGGCUUUUCAUCCAGAUACAAACUAUUAGCUUGCUUGUUAAAGAGAUUACUUAGUUUUGAUUCUAGAAGCCCUGAUCACCCCACCCCCUCCCCCCUCCCAAGGAAGAAGUGUAAAAUUUCAUUUUCUUGUCAAGGUAAUUGCCAAAGUAGAUUUUGGCAAAAGUAGUUAAAUGAUUUUUGUUUUAUAAACCUUUUUCUUUUGCUAAAAUUUCACCAGGUCAGAGUUGCAAUCCACAGCUGUGGUAUAAACUUUGCCGAUAUACUCAUGUGUCUGGGAAAAUACCAGGAGAAACCACCACUACCAUUCAUUCCAGGUGAUAAGCUGACGUCUCUUGUAUUUUUUGAGUUGAGCUUCUUCGGAGGAAACUGAACGUCAGUGACCUUCAUCUCCCUACCAGGAUUCUCUGACAUGUAUGUCUUGUUAGAUGGGAUGUGGAGGAGAGAACAUCUGUCCGGGGUUCAGGCCUCGCCUGUGUGGUUGUUUCCUUAGACAAAAUACUCCUAGGUAUGCUUCAUACUAAGGAAACCCGGAUAAGCUUCGGCCAUUUGGGCCUUUGGCUCAUGAGUGCCUUUACCUUUUUACCUGGGUAUAGGGUGCAGGUUGUGGGUUUGCCUUGGAGAUAGCCUGCAAGCAAGCUCUCUGGGGUGCUCUGGUGGUGGGGUGGGAAAAGGAAGGAGAGCUUCCAUGCAACUAGGUCUCUGGAAUUUGAAUUUCACCUCCAAUUCCCCUGUGGCUCCCUGUUGACUGAGCUGUCAAUUUUCCGCCAAUCCUCGUGAAGCAGAAAUGAGCACAACACUGCUCUACAAUUGUUUCUUGAAACCUCCAUUCACAAUACAAUUUUUUACCCCUUUUUAUCUUGGCUGAAUUGUAUUUUUUGGUUUAGCAAUAAUCUUUUCAGUUCCAUCCACAUAUCAUUUUCCCUUUAGUGAUCAUUUUAUUAAUUCUCAUAACUUUUCCUCUCGAUUGUGUAUUGAUAUUGUUCGGAGAAAAUUGAUGUUGAUCACUCUUGGGACCUGAAAGGUUGAAUAACACAGCUUGCUUUUUAUGGUACAGGUUCCGAAAUUGCUGGUGAGGUGAUUGAAACUGGAGAUAAAGUAAAAAUGCUUUCGAAGGUAAUUGCUUUUUGACUUCUUAUGAAAAGACCUGCAGACAGAUGGACAGACAAACUUUUAGUUGCUAGACCUUAAAAAAAGAGAUAAAGAAAGAGGUUGGCAGAAUGGAGAUAGGAAAGAAAUACUCUUUACCCCUCACCCCUGCCCAUCAGCUUGCAUAUUCUCCAUGCACCUAUUCUCUAUACAUUUCCCUUGGCAAUGAUGAGGAGAGCUUGUUUGGCAAGCAUACUUGGUGAUCAUUUUUUUGCUGGGCUGCUAUUCUCAUAACUGUUUGUUAGAUUUACCAGUGAUGUUCUAAGGAGAAAUAAAAGUGAUGGGGUUGCACAUCGGAAACUUAAAGGGAGACCAAUGUGGGUGUGGCUCAAGCUUUAACUGACCCCUAAAGAGGACCAUGCUAAAACAGACAUCUAAAUAAGAGUUAGCGAUCUAACUAAUAUGGCAAUGAUGUCGUGAUCUUUUUUAAAAGUUAGAUUUCUGUGAAGUCAGUGUCAUGGCAUUUUUUGUAAAUUUCUUUUUGCACAACCCUUAUAAGCGAUACCUGAAUGGGCAAAUAUAAUGACUUUCCAUCCCAAAGACCCUAAGUGAGACCAAAAUCUGCAAUUUACACCGCUGAGUGAGACAACGAGCAUCCCUGUCACUUUUAUAUGGGAGUCCCCACCCCUGGGCAAAUAAGUUACUGUCCUUUCUUAGAGGUUAAAGGGUUAAGUGUACCCCUUCUCCUUGAGCUUGAAAUUGCUUCUGCUAGAUCUUCAUACUCCCCCUCUGCUCCUUAUCCCUUCAGUCAUGUAGAUGUCAUAAUUCUGUUACAUAGUUUUGGGAGAAUUCUCAUGAUUUUUCUCCUUUAAGUAGAAAAAAUACUGGUAUUUGAUGAAUUUCAACGUUGUGGAACUGUAUAUCAUAACCAUUCCCUCUAUUAAAAUGUUUUUUAUUUUACUUGUCCUUUUUUCUAUCUUACUACUGUGUUUGAUUAUAUAUAAUUAUUUAUUGAAUAUAUAUAUUUUUUUCAGGGUGACAGAGUGCUUGGAGUAACAUUACUUGGUGGGUUUGCUGAGGAGUGUGUUGUCGAGCAAAGUGUAAGAAAUCUUCCUUUAUGACUUUUGUAACAGUUCAUAACAUUACUGUAGUGCAUGUUAUAAAUUAGCUUGAUUCUCAAAUGCUCCAGGUCACCCACAGCCAUGUACUGUCUCCCAGGCUAGUAACAAUUAAGUUUUAUUGUUUUUGCAAGUCGUUAAUCAGUUGUAGCCAGGAGGAUUCAUUAAAUUGUAUAUUCCAAAUGUUUAUAUGUGGAGGCUCCGCCCCAAGGUCCAACCCUACCCAUUAAUAUACCAUUUUUCACAAAAAAGGAACCCCUUUUGUAUACCUUCUAUUGACAAAUGGUGCCCCUUUCACAUACCUUGUUUAGAUCUUUGUAUCCCUUUUAACUGCUGUAAAUGCACUGUCUUUUAAAUAGGAAUCAAUCACAAAAAUAGAACAUUUUCUUGACUUAAAAAGUCAUAAAAUUCAUCUGUUAGCCCUUUAGGGCCCUUUCACAGACUCAAAUGACAGGUUUCCCUAUACUAGCCUUUUAUGUACUUCAACCAGUGAAAUUCCUACCCUUUCAUAUACCUGAAGCCUGAAAAAGGUACCCCUUUCUGGCACAGACUCCCCGUAUAGGCCAUUAUAGGGACUCUUAGACCAUGUUAUGGAGAGGCACUUGGUCAUUCUAUGGAUGCAGUCCAAUAUGGUGUUACCAUUCAAAUAAAACCUCUGUGGCAAAACUUUUGCAUGGUACAGUUGAAUCUCAACUCACAGCCACCUGUCCUCAACAACCACCUCUCUGCAACAUCCACUUUUUUGUCCUGGGAGACAGCCCAUACAUUGGCUAUUUUUAUCAAACAUCUCUACAACAACCACCUCUCUACAACAGUGACGGCAACUAAAAAGUGUGUCCCCAACUGCCAAAACAACUUCUCGACAAUAGCCAUUUUUUUUCAGUGACUGACCAAACAGUCAAGAGUGGUCAUAAAAAUUUGAUCUGCAUGGCACAUCAAUGUUUUAUCCCAGCAACUCUUUCACUGUAAAUACAGUAUUUUUUUAUUAGUAAGAAAAUUCUUUGGAACAUUCUUAGAUUACCAUGAUUACAUUAUUUAAGUUUUCAGGGUGCAAAGAAAGUCAGUUUCACAGCUUGCCAUUCGGGCAAGCAGUACCUAGCAUGUACUAGCCUGAAAAAAAAUUGAUGAGCAGGGUUGAUUGCAAUUCUUCUGUAAUUUGAAUUCCCCCCAAAAAACCACUUGCGGAUCAGGUAAGUUAAGAACAGAACUCACUAGCUUGAUAGCAAAAUCCACUGGCCCCAGGCUAUCGGACACCACUUUCUUUGCACGCUGGUUUUGUGUAUUUUAUCUAUAUAUAUUUAUUUAUGGUUGGCUACAGUAAGCCUGAACUUGGAACAAUAAACAUGUUGUACUUCCCCCCUCCCCUCCUUAAACAGGUGUCAUAUUACACCCCUACCUCCCCAUUAAGGCCACUUUCCAUUGAGGCCGGUCAUCCAGUCCCUGAGAUAAGGGGGGGGGGGUCUCCAAAAAAAUAUUUUCCGCCCUUUGGGCCUCAUUUUGGUCGGAAAAUAAGGGGGGGGGGCAGGCCCCCUGGCCCCUCCCUAGAUCCACCACUGCUUUCUUCUGUCCCCCAAGGUGGCCAUUGUGGAGAGGUUCAACUGUACUAUUUAUUUCGUAGGAUGUUACAAAGAAAAAUUCGGAAAUUUUUUUGUGAAGUUUUAUUUGUCCAUUAGUAGGAGUGAUAAAGUUAACUUAAGGUGAGUGUUUCAAAUGUGAUGGUUUACAGGGACUAUGGAGGAUUCCAUCCAGUGUGGGAUUUCAACAAGCUGCGGCUCUUGCUGUGUCAUAUGGGACAGCUUAUGUUGGACUUACAAAUAAGGCCAACACACAGCCUGGGUAAGUAUAUAAUACUACCUUGAAUACAUGUGAGUUUUUAUAUCAACAAAAUAACAUCCAUGGAUGCAGUGUGAAUAAUAGUAGUAGUCAUUCUACAUCUCAUCCCUAGUAUUCCAUGAGUUUGGUUUUCACUUAAGAUGCACAAUAUGCCCUUGACUGAUUGCAAACAAAUUUUUAUUUUUGUCUGACCAAAAAUGGUGACUUAGCCAUGCUAUAGUCCAUCCAUCUCACUCGAUCCCCCUGCUUUGCUCCUUUGUAAUUAGCCCCCACCCCACUCCCACUGCUGUACCCCUACUUCUUUUGCUAUGCCCCUAUGCAUGUAUUAAGCCUGCCCACCCCUCUCCCCCUGCUACUUCCCCAUGUAUUUAGCCCACCUACCCUGCUUCCCUGCCAUGUCCUUAUCUGUUUAACCCACCUACCCCACUCCUCCAGCUACAUAUACAUGCCCUUAUGUGUUUAACCAACCCACCCCACCCCUCCUGCUACAUAAUGUACAGAAUGUCCUUAUCUAUUGAACCCACCCACCCCACUCCUCCUGCUACAUCCCUAUGUGUUUAGCCCACCCACCCUGUCCCCCUGCCAUGUCCUUAUGUGUUUAACCUACACACCCCACCUGGCCUCCAACUACAUAAUGUAUGUCCUUAUGUAUUUAACCACCCACCCCACCCCUCCUGCUACAUAUAAAUGUCCUUAUGUGUUUAACCCACCCAUCCCACUCCUCCUGCUACAUAUAAAUGUCCUUAUGUGUUCAACCUACACACCCCACCCCUCCUAUUACAUAAUGUAUGUCCUUAAUAUCUAUUUAACCCACCUAGGCCUCUUAUCCUGCUAUGUCCUUUUAUUUGUCUAAUUCAUAGCCAGACUGUGUUAGUGACAGCUGCUGCUGGUGCUCUUGGUUUGGCCACAGUUGAUAUUGCUGCCAAUACACUACAGGCAAAGGUGUGUAGUUUCUAAAUGAAUUAAUGUCUCAUUAGCUAAUGAUUUCAGCAACUAUAAUUUUAUUAUUCAAGAAGACAAAAGAUGUAGGAUUAGUAUGAACACUUGAUUGUUCAGUUUAGGUAAAAGACAAGUUUUAGUGUUGGAAUCUCGGAGAAUCUCAGUGGCUGGGUUAAAAUCCCAGUGUUGACACCAUGUGUAGGUUGAGUUUGUUGUUAGUUUUCUCCCUUGCUCCAAGAUGUUUUUCUCUGGGUACUGGGGUUUUCCCCUCUUCUCCAAAACCAACAUUUCCAAAGUCCAAUUCAACCAGGAAGGGUAGACAAAGAACCACAUUAUGUGGAUGUCCAACCCCUAAAUCGUAUUUAUUUAUAUUUGUUUUCAAUCUGUGCCUUCUUUAGUUGUGAAUCAGUGAUUGUAAGUUAACUCAAGAAACGUGGUGGAUCCCAGGGGGGUGAGUGGUAGUCCCCAUAAUGGCCUAUAUAGGGAGGCCCCGCCCGAAACGGGUACCUUUUUCAGGCUUCAGGGAAAUGAAAGGGGAGGGAUUUUACUCGUUGAAGUAUGUGGAAAGGUAGGGGAAUCUGUCAUUUGGAUCUGUGGAAGGGCCCAAAGGGCCGGGCAGAUGAGUUUUAUGGCUUUAUAGUGGGGGAAACGUUCUAUUUUUGUGAUUGAUUCCUAUUUAAACGACAAAGCAUUUAGAGCAGUUAAAAGUGAUGCAAUUUCUAAACAAGGUAUGUGAAAAGGGUAACAUUUGUCAAUAGACGGUAUAUGAAAGGGGUACCUUUUUCGGCAAAAAAUGGUAUAUAAAAGGGUAAGGGGUUGGACCUCGGGGCAGAGCCUCCCUGUAUAAAAAGUUGUUGAGUACCCCCCUCCCCCCUCCGUCUGGGCUUUGACCUUAUUUGUUUAUAGGCCAAUCUGAGGCCCACACAGCCACAAAAAAUUAUUUUUUAGUUUGGGCCACUUUCUUGUCUUUUGGUUCUGAAGAGUCGGCCCCUUAGUUACUCGAUGGUCAACACUCAAAGAAGGGCUGUUUGAAUAACUUACAAAAUUGUUGAGAAUUGAAAAAGGUAACCAAAAUAAUGAAAGUGGUAUUAAAACCAAACUUUUAUUCCUUUAGAGGAGGUAAUUCUAGGAUUGAUAACAACAAUUUGGUAUAGCUUUUGUUAACUCCCAUCAUUGUGAUAUUUUUUUUGCCUUUUCCCUGUUUAAUUUUUCUAAAGGUUAUUGGAGCAGCAAGUAAGGAGAAGCUUGAUGUUGUAAAAUCAUUGGGGGCUUCAGCUGUGAUUGACUACAAUACUGAGAGUGUAAAAGAAAAGGUAAAUAUGUUUUUACAGUGAACAGUUGUAUAGCAAAGAGUUUGCCAAACGUACGACAUUUAGCAUAAAAUGCAUCUGUUGCGUGUGAGCUCUUGAGACUGAAAUACUGAGCUAUUUUUGCAACAGGGAGUUGACUUUAAACAGUGUAAUAAUUAUGUAUUAAUUAUUAGUUAUUAGUUUUUCAAAUUCCACCUUAACCUUUGUCCUUCACAUCGUCACUGUGUAUGGACUAGGUAAGUCUGGUUAAUGUAUUUCAGGGCUGUGCUCUAGCAGAGCCCGGUGGCCCCUGGCGCCAAACUUUUGCCCUCGGGCGACUAGAAAAUCACAGAUUUUUCAUACAACUCAUAUGCUGGGCACCCUAGAUUUUACAGUUUCAGAGCACUGGGCUCCCUUCAAUUUUCCUUAGAGUGCAGCCUUGUAUUUAUUUAUUUGACUUUAAAAUUCAUUAAUAUUAUUGUAUGUCAGGUUACCAUUAGGGAUUGUUACAUGCACUAAAUACUCGUCCAACAGGUUUUUUCAAAAUAGCUUUAUACACUUUAGGCCUACCCUAAAAUGUGUGUUGCAGUUACUUGCAGAUGGUCAAGAUCUGGCUUUGUUUAGAAUAUUCUAUUGUUUUAUAAUUAAGAAUUUAAUUAGUCAAUUUAUUUAUUUCAGUAAUAUAUUACGUCACACACAAAAAAAGAAAGAAAGAAAGAAAAACAAAUGCAUAAUGUAUAGUGCAAAAAAAGGAAUUAAUACAUCAUCAAUCAUGUUUUAUAAUUAAGUAACAAAAUAUUUCCUCAUUUGACUGAAUGCCAGGUUAAAGAAUUCACUGAAGGAAAAGGAGCUGAUGUGAUAAUGGAAGCUGUCGGAGGAAAGGUCUUUACUGAAUGUUUAAAAAGGUAAAUCAACUUACCUUCACUAGCCUGAUUCAAGAAAUAAUGAAAACAUAAUGUUCGAAAUAAUCUCAAAUAACUUUAAGAGCAAACGUCAUGUCAAGUUACUUUUAAUAACACAUCAGCAAGAUGACCCACUUCAAUUCCAUCUAACUCUAAACAGUAAUUUGUUAUAGUUAAAGGCAGGUUUAUUUUUUUGAAAUUUCUGAUAGUUAAAUUAUCUAUUUUUGAUCCAGUAUUGCUUGGGGUGGAGUUAUUUUACCAGUUGGUUUUGCCUCAGGGGAGAUACCACAGGUAUGAAAUAACACAAAGCUAGCAGAACUCAUUAAAUGUUGGUUACCUUACACAGAAUUAUAUGAAAAUAUGUCUCCUCUCCCUUAACAGACACUGCUAUAAGACAAACACCUAGCUAAAAAGAACACCUAGAGUUGAUCCCUGUCUUUUUUUGUUGAUUCUCGGUGAGAUAACAUCUCUCAGAGGGAUGACUCUAAGACAAAUACUAGUUAAGAUAGUUUUUUCAGUUUUCUACGGAACCCAGAUAUAUGAAGAGUACCCUGGCCUAGUGAAAACCCCUCCUUAGAGUCCCAAAAGUGACCAACAUCACGUCUUUCCCCCAACAGUAUCUAAUGAGGUCAUAAAUCCAUAGAGAUGGUAAUUAAAGGAAGGAAGUUAACCACUAAGGGCUGGGAAAAUGCUUUGAUUUUUUUUACAAAUUCUCUCAGCUAAUUCUUUAAGGAAAUGUAUAGAGAUCGGUCUGGAGAAUUUGUAUGAAGAUGUUGUAGUUAAUUUUUUAUCCUAGGUAAUUUUUUUCUUUUGGUUUUGGCUAUGGUAAUGUUUGCUAAUGAAGUUGAAACAAAAGAAAAAUAAAAAUUACCUGAGAUAAAAAAUUAGCUACAACAGAGAUAUUAUGAUAUGGAAGAAACGUUCACCCCAUUUAAUAUUUAUGCAUGUGAUAGUGCAAUGUAACAAACCAGUUAUCAGUCAUUCAAAAGCAGUUCAGUAACUGUUUUUUAUAUCUAUCAUUUUCUAUAUCCAGAUUCCAGCAAAUAUUCUGUUGGUAAAAAACUGCUCAGCUGGUAAGAUUAUAUGGUCCUUUUUCUCUCUUCCAGAUAGAUAGGUUUGAUUUUUUUACGCUGACCAAGUUUGUAUCCUGACUUAUUAAUUUGUUUUUCUUUUUUAUCUAUUCACAGCUGGUUUAUUUUGGGUGAGUUUUACAACAGUACAAAAUAAUAUAAUACACUAGUCAUUUUUCAGCAUUUUCCUAACUAACAUUUAUUUAGCAGGAAGUUCUUCUCAUAGAAAAAGAUUACUGGUAACUGAGUUUUGCAACUUUUUAAAACAAUGAAAAAUUUCUACAAAACUUUUAGAUGGGAACAUUUUUCAACAACUGUUACAAUCACAUGGUUUUCAUCGUUUUUUCAUCCUUUUUUCAUUACAGUGUUUAAUCUCGGUAAAUGAUUUUGACUGUCUGUACAAGUUGAAGGAUUAUUUUACUUUUGAUUAUAUUGCUGCGAGUGGUUUAUAGCAGAACCUUUAUAUUCAUCCUUUUUUGCAGGAACAAUAUUUUUGUCAGUAAUUCAAUAUUUUUCAGUAUUAUUUCAUGAUUGAUCCUUAACUGGCUUUUCAAAGAAUGGCUUGUGACUAUUGAUUUGAUUCUACCAGGGUUCGCACAAGAAGCACAAUCCAAAGUUAUUAAAGGAAUCAGUGGAUAAAUCUCUUGAAAUGCUGCAACAUGGCAAGCUGAGAGGACCUCACAUUUCUGGACAGUUUGAAUUAGAUCAGGUAUCUUGGAAUUAAUGUUUCUCCUGAAUGGGAUUGCAAAACGCCUCAGUCUUUAGAUGAAUGGAACUCUUAACUAUCAUUUCAAAAUAAUAUGUUAUUGUUCCAGAACAAAAGUUAAGGGCCCUCAUAUCUUAGAAAGCUUUUUUAGCAUCCUGGCCUUGGCACUGAUCAUUAUCCAACGGUUUAGGACCUUGAUUCUAGUUUAAUUUUUAAUGUCUGUGCAAAUAAAUGUGACCAAUGGACAUGCCACUAUCAAAUGGCAAAGACACUGCCUGCUCAGGUAGGAAUGAUUUUGCUUAAAAGAUAGCAAAGUGCUAAACAGGUUACUUAUUUGUAUGGCCAUAACGUGAAUUAAACUGCAAUCAAUGUGAUGAGUGUCAGCUUGUCCUUUAAUUAAUUAUUUCGAUCAUUUGAGACAAAAUUGAACUAACAAACAUGCAGUCAUACACUUUUCAAAAAGAGAAAGAGACAAAAUUGAACCACAACAUACAUACAAUCAUGACGUGUUUUAUUCUUUUUAUUUUCGUUUAGCAAUGAGAAAAGCAAAACGAAAAUUGAACCUGAUCUCAGGUUAAACAAAACUUUGCAUCUUAUGCAGGCAAAGUUAACAAUAAAUUAUGAUCUCUAGCAUGAAUACUUCUCAUCAUAAAAGAGCACAAACAGUUAUUAUUCUUUUCUCUUUGUUUCAGGCCAAUGAAGCUUUUAAGUUUGUAAUGCAGAGAAAGUCAACUGGAAAAGUUGUGAUAAAUACAAGAUAG